Molecule: messenger RNA, 2190 nt
Organism: Gregarina niphandrodes
Lineage: Eukaryota; Apicomplexa; Conoidasida; Eugregarinorida; Gregarinidae
Product: putative transmembrane protein
Exons: 2
Coding region: 1-2190 (729 amino acids)
Source: RefSeq, a predicted model, not a curated record
AUGGCGAUAGUCUCAGCAGGGGAUGAGGCAGCGGAGUUGCUGGCGAUUGGACCGCCCAGCGAGUUUUUGGAAAGCGAUUGGACAGAGUUCGACUGGGCCAAUCGCUGGAACCGCGUGCGUCUGUUUACCCAGGCGGGUGCAGAGCCCUCACAGGCAGUGGAGAGGGCUCUCGCACAGAUGCUCAAUGACGCGCUGGCAAAUGAGGACCCCCUAGUGGCGGCGACGCUCUUUCGUCAGGCCUUCAACCACCCAGUCGAUCGUUGGGGCGCACGCCACAACCGGGAAGAACCACUCAAGAUUGUGGGGGUGCGCGCACUCACCGAUGGGGAAUACGAACAGCUACGAGAAGAAGCGCCCGAUGAGUUGAAACCCGUCCUUGACCACUCGCGUGAGCCGACCGACGAAGAACGCUUACAACUUUAUGAAGACGGUAGAGCUUGCUGCAACCGCAAAAGAAUCCUCAUCGGUAUCGGCGUCGGGUCUGCCGUGGCCGGUACCUUCCUGGCUGCCUGGCUCUCGACGAGGUCGAGGGAGGGUCCCGUCUCGCGGGCCUUGACGGGAUUGAACACGACGGAGACCAGCACCCCUUGGUUCAAUUCCUCCCUGGCGGGCACGACGCCCAACACGACCGCGGGAACUACCACGACGCGGAACAGUACGGAAGCUACCAUCCCCUGGUUCGGUUCCACCGCGGCGUCAAGCACCACGCGGCUACUGAAGCCCAAGCGGCUGCUGGAGCCCAAGCGGCUGCUGGAGCCCCAGCGGCUGCUGGAGCCCAAGCGGCUGCUGGACCCGAAGAUGAAACGGCUCGAGAACCCGUCGACGAUCAGUUCCCUCCUGGACCCGUCGACGAUCAGUUCCCUCCUGGACCCGGCGACGGUCAGUGCCCCCUUAGUCUGGGGUGAUAAGUUCCAGGGCCUGAAUCCGAAGAUCGAACGAACGCAGCUGGGGUCGCUGAAGACGGCGGGCGACACGUGCAAGAACACGGAAGUGUCAUUCCCUACAGCGCCACAAGACCGUUCUUGGACCGUGGACGGCUGGAAGGAGGUGGAUUGGAGAGCGUGCUCUGAGUUGGGUGGCAAGGUGGUAUGUCGAAGAGAUGAGGAUCUUCUGUGCUAUUAUUUCGGGUCGCCGUGGAAUUACGGCCUACCGUCCGUGUGGGAGGGCGUCGCUCGUUAUCACAGACCGAACAGGUGUUCGUUUGAGUGCAACUCUCCAGGGGAACACGAACGGCUUUUGCAGGAGCGGUUGGGGAAGCAGUGGAGCCCUGCAUUCCCCAGUUUGAAGGCAAAUACUCCUGAAGCUGUUCGCGAAGUGGCGCAGAAGGUGCAGCAAACCUUGGAACUAGAGCCGUUAUGUUCCUGGAGCAGCGACGACUGCCGUACGCACAAGUCCCCGAAAGGUUGCUCGUGCAACGUCGCGACCUUACGCAGCGAGGUCGUAACGCCCUCCGGCCAGCGAUUCGACGGGGGCGAGAUUGUCGCGUUCAACGCGGACGCCGACGACCUGACCCCGUUCCUGAGCCCAUUGAAACAGAACGGCUGGGACGCCAAGACCUGCAACUUCACCUGUGAGCGAUUUAACCAUCGUUUCUUCAGAAUAGCUCGAAGGCAGCUGGAGGCCCAUAGAGUUAAAAAUGGAGAAAGGUUGUCCGAGGCAGAGGUGGCUUCAUUGAGACUGCCGUCUUCGACGUGCCAUGACAUUGGGACGUGGAUGCAUUGGAAGGGGGGCCUGGAGACGGAGGAUGGGUGGAAGGUGCGUGACUGGGAUAAGUGCGCAGGCCGAGGUGGCAAGAUGGACCGUUUGGGUAAGGAAUGGAGCACUAUUUUACCCCAUGUGAACACAACUACAACGCGUGAACUUGGUCGGAAGGUGCAACAAACCUUGGAACUAAAUCCCGAAUGUUCAUGGCAUGCCGACCACUGCCUUACCCACUAUCUUACCUACGAACAUCCGGCAGAAAUGGACCAGUGCAACUGUAAUGUUACCACUAUACACUCCACAGUCGCUGAUCCCUGGGGCCAACUCUUCGACGCAGGUGAAGUCGUCCACCUCAACACUAAUAUCGAUAACGUCUACCGGCUUUUGAGCGCAUCAAACCGUCCCGAUUGGACCGUCAGGUCCUGCAACGUCGCCUGCCAGCGAGUCAAUGACUAUAAGUUGUUAGCCACACUGUGUAAUGCCCCGUAA